AAUCCGAACACACACUUGCGGAGGUAAGGAUGAGCCUUAGCAUCAUGUUACUGAACGCCGUGUGUGGAAGCUGUUGACGCAGCUUCUUUCUUCUCCUCCAUGGCUUCUUUUCCAUCCUUAUCACUCCCCAAAUUAAACUUAGUUAAGGCCUCCUCUGCAUCAACUUCCGCCCCCACUCUCACUACUCCAGAGGCCCUUACUGAGAAAUUUGGUAGGAAAGGCAUCAAGUUCUUGGAAUCCGAUAACACCCCCAUUGUUGAGCUCACUGUUAGAAAUGGCAGCUCCUUGAGAUUGCAAAUACCAGAUGCUCAUGUCACUUCCUACAAACCAAAAGUCUAUUGGAAAGAUGAUGGCUUCGAGGAGGUCUUAUACACACUUCCAGCUGGUGGUGGAACAUGCUCUUCCAAACAUAAGGGUGGGAUUGGUUUGGUCUUGAAUGAAGUGUUAGAACCCGGAGCUAAAGAGUCACUUCCCUCUGCUUUAGAUUGGACUGUCAGUGAUGUUGAUUCUGAUGCCAUUGAUGCUCUUCAGGUUGAAUUGAGCUACACUAGUAGAAUAUUUGACAUCACCUACGUUGUAACCCUGUACCCAAUGAGCUUGGCCACAGCGGUCAUAGUAAAGAACACAGGUCGAAAGGCUGUGACUCUGAGCAAUGCCAUACUUAGCCAUUUUAGUUUUAAGAAGAGAGGUGGGACCGCAAUCAACGGACUCCGUAGCUGCUCUUACUGCCCACACCCUCCCCCAUCUUCUCCUUUUCAAAUCCUGACUCCUGCUGAAGCAAUGAAAUCUGAGUCUCCUGGAUGGCUUACCUAUGAGUCUGAGGUUGAAGAGAAGCAGGGGAAGUGGUCUCAGCAGAGUGUGCCUUUCACCAUUCUGGAGAAUAAGAUAAGCAGAGUGUAUGCGGCUCCUCCAACAGAGAGAUCAAAGGCAUUUUAUAACACUCCACCUACCAAGUAUGAAACUGUUGAUCAGGGACGUGAGCUGAGCUUUAGGGUGAUAAGAAUGGGUUUUGAGGAUAUAUAUGUGUCUAGCCCUGGUUCAUUGUCGGAGAAAUAUGGAAAGGACUACUUUAUCUGCACUGGUCCUGCUUCAGUUUUGGUGCCUGUCACUGUAAAUCCUGAUGAACAAUGGAGAGGAGCACAAGUUAUUGAGCAUGAUAAUCUGUAAUUGAAUUGAUAAAAUUUAUGAAAUGUGAAAACAUAUCCUUGCGGCUUCCUGUUCAUUCUUCCUCCAGUUCCUCCAUUCUUUUUGCCGUAGCAGGAUUACCUUAUUCUUCCCACAAGUUACAUUCAAUUAAAAUACAUAAUGCUUGCUAAGUUUGUA
This is a messenger RNA of Neltuma alba, 1323 nucleotides long. RefSeq names its product photosynthetic NDH subunit of subcomplex B 2, chloroplastic. Gene Ontology annotation, cellular component: cytoplasm. Gene Ontology annotation, molecular function: glucose-6-phosphate 1-epimerase activity; carbohydrate binding. Lineage: Eukaryota; Viridiplantae; Streptophyta; Magnoliopsida; Fabales; Fabaceae. The transcript is spliced from 3 exons. Gene Ontology annotation, biological process: carbohydrate metabolic process. The record is from RefSeq and is a predicted model, not a curated record. The coding region runs from base 100 to 1167 and encodes 355 amino acids.